Eucalyptus grandis is the source of this 2931-nucleotide messenger RNA. RefSeq names its product ABC transporter G family member 6. Lineage: Eukaryota; Viridiplantae; Streptophyta; Magnoliopsida; Myrtales; Myrtaceae. Gene Ontology annotation, cellular component: membrane. Gene Ontology annotation, molecular function: ABC-type transporter activity; ATP binding; ATP hydrolysis activity. The transcript has a single exon. The record is from RefSeq and is a predicted model, not a curated record. The coding region runs from base 1 to 2193 and encodes 730 amino acids.
AUGGACAAUUCAAUCUCAGAACACAUCUUUAGCCCAUCGACGCUCAGCUCAGCUCAGCUCCUCAAGCGCGUCGGCGACGCCCGCAAGGUGGUUACCGGUGACGGCGGCGAGACCCCCGUCCACCACCACCAGGCCCUCGCCGUCAACCUCAGCAACGCCAGCCUCGAGCCCCGCUCCCUCCCCUUCGUCCUCCAGUUCAAUAACCUCAACUACAGCGUCAAGGUCCGCCGCAAGGUCGCGCUCUCCUCGCUCCUCCCCCGGCUCUGCAGCUGCCUCGGCUCUGCCGCCGUGGAGGAGCCCAUCGCCGGGGAGAGCCUCUUCACCCGGACCAAGGUCCUGCUCAACGACAUCUCCUGGGAGGCCCACGACGGCGAGAUCCUCGCCGUCCUAGGGGCCAGCGGCUCCGGGAAGUCGACGCUGGUCGACGCGCUCGCAAACCGGAUCGCGAAGGGGAGCCUCAAGGGGAGCGUGACGCUGAACGGGGAGCCGCUCGAGUCGAGGCUGUUGAAGGUGAUAUCAGCGUACGUGAUGCAGGACGACCUCCUCUUCCCGCUGCUCACGGUGGAGGAGACGCUGAUGUUCGCGGCCGAGUUCCGCCUCCCCCGGACGCUGUCCAAGUCGAAGAAGCGGAUGCGGGUCCAAGCCCUGAUCGACCAGCUGGGCCUCUGGAACGCGGCGAAGACGGUGAUCGGCGACGAGGGCCACCGCGGCGUCUCUGGCGGGGAGCGGCGGCGCGUCUCCAUCGGGAUCGACAUCAUCCACGACCCGAUCAUCCUCUUCCUCGACGAGCCGACCUCGGGGCUCGACUCCACCAGCGCCUACAUGGUGGUCAAGGUGCUGCAGCGGAUCGCCCAGAGCGGGAGCAUCGUGGUCAUGACGGUGCACCAGCCGAGCUACCGCAUCCUCGGCCUCUUCGACCGCCUGCUCUUCCUCUCCCGCGGCCAGACCGUGUACAGCGGCUCCCCCAUGAGCCUGCCGCUCUUCUUUUCCGAGUUCGGCCACCCAAUCCCGGAAAACGAGAACCGGACUGAGUUCGCGCUCGACCUGAUCCGGGAGCUCGAGGGUUCCCCUGGCGGCACCAGGAGCCUCGUCGAGUUCAACAAGUCGUGGCAGAGCAUGAAGCAGGGUGCCCGGAACUCGGAGCCCGACCGGAACGGGCUGUCCCUGAAGGAGGCGAUCGGCGCCAGCAUCUCGGGGAAGCUGGUCUCCGGCGCGACGAACGACGCGAGCCCGGCCUCCAUGGUCCCCACCUUCGCCAACCCCUUCUGGAUCGAGAUGGCGGUCCUGUCCAAGCGGUCCAUUACCAACUCGCGGCGGAUGCCGGGGCAUUUCGGGAUCCGGCUCGGUGCGGUCCUCGUCACCGGGUUCAUACUAGCCACCAUGUUCUGGCAGCUAGACAACUCCCCCAAGGGCGUCCAGGAGAGGCUCGGCUUCUUCGCCUUCUCCAUGUCCACGAUCUUCUACACCUGCGCCGACGCGCUCUCCGUGUUCCUCCAGGAGCGGUACAUCUUCAUGAGGGAGACGGCGUACAACGCGUACCGGCGGUGGUCCUACGUGCUUUCCCACUCACUCACCGCGCUGCCCGCUCUGGUGCUCCUCGCGCUCGCCUUCUCGGCCACGACCUUCUUCGCGGUGGGGCUCGACGGGGGCCUCUCGGGCUUCCUCUUCUACUUCCUCAUCAUCUUCGCCUCCUUCUGGGCGGGCAGCUCCUUCGUGAUCUUCCUGUCGGGGGUCGUCCCGCACGUGAUGCUCGGGUACACCAUCGUGGUGGGGAUCCUCGCCUACUUCCUCCUCUUCUGCGGUUUCUUCAUCAACCGCGACCGCAUCCCCUCGUACUGGAUCUGGUUCCACUACCUGUCCCUGGUGAAGUACCCGUACGAGGGGGUGCUGCAGAACGAGUUCCAGGACCCGGCCAAGUGCUUCGUGAAGGGGGUCCAGAUCUUCGACAACACGCCGCUCGGGGUGGUGCCGGAUGCCUUGAAGCUGAAGCUGCUGUCGACGAUCAGCAGCACACUCGGGAUGAAGAUCACGGCCUCGACGUGCCUGACGACGGGGACCGGCAUCCUGCGGCAGCAGGGGGUGACGGACCUGAGCAAGUGGAGCUGCCUGUGGGUGACGGUGGCGUGGGGAUUCUUGUUCCGCAUCUUGUUCUACUUCUCCCUCUUGCUGGGAAGCAAGAACAAGAGGAGGUAAGGGGAUCUCAUCUCGGUGGUGGGUCGCUGGAGUUCCUCUCCCUCUUCCUCGAUUGCCAAGAUUCAAAAUUGGCGGGAAGCACACUUGGUUUUUCCUAUCUUUUGUUCUUUUUCUUUUUCUUUCGUGGUUUUUUUUUCUCUUUUGUUAUUAUAAAAUGAAGUUGGGCUCGAAUUUGAAGACGUUUGCAGAGGGUGUGGGUGGUGUUAAGGAGUAUAAAUCAAAAACACCAACUGUACCAACUAUCUAUGCUGCUGAUAUUGAUAAUAGAGAAAAGAGGGCGAAGACUGAUAUUAAAAGAGAAAGAACAGAGGCUGAUAUUAGAGAGAAGGAAGAGCUGCAAAGCAACAAAGUGAGUAACACAGACUGGGGAAGACACGACAACUCAAAUAAACGAUCGCGAUGAAGGUUGAUAUGGAUCGUCAUCAAUGGUGAAGAGUUUGUGAUAAAGACUGACACGGAUUGCCAACUCAUGAAGACACGUGAGCAAUUAUUCAGUUGAGGAUUGAAACAGAUUGAGAAACAGUCUUGUUAAAAUCAAUUUUUCUGUUGUAUCUUCAUCUUCUUCGAUAGGAAAAGAUAUAAAAGAAGUCUUAGCAGGAUCAUCUUUGUUGUUGAGGAAAACAGAUAGAGAAUUCCUAUAAACUAAUGCUCUGUAUUUUACAGUAGAGAGAGAGAGAGAGAAAGAAUGUGAGAAAUUUAGAAGUGAAAAUCUUCUUUGUUCAUUGAUGAUCCGAGAUA